GGAUGCGCCGCUUAGCGAAGCCGACACUUGCCCGCGGGCACAUGGCAGCGGAGCGUGCGCCUGGGCUCGGGCGCCCUUGGCAGCUGCAGCCCCGCCGCCCCCAUGUUCUCCCUGUGCAGCGCUGCGGGCCGAGCGGUCAGCAGAGCUGGUGGUCCAAGUCUUUUACUGAGAAUGACAUUAGGAACAGAAAUUACUACCCAUCUCCAGGCCUCUUCAUAUGCAGCAUCAGACCGAAACUUUUUGAAAUGGGACCUGUCACCAGAGCAAAUCAGAACAAGGACAGAUGAUCUGAUCAUGAAAACAAAGCAAGUGUAUGAUAAUGUUGGAAUGCUUAAUUUUGAAAAAGUAACAUAUGAGAACACUAUGCAGGCUCUGGCCGACAUAGAAGUGGAGUAUACAAUGGAAAGAAGCAUGCUGGAUUUCCCGCAGCAUGUCUCAUCCAACAAAGAUGUACGCUCAGCAAGCACAGAAGCUGACAAAAGACUUUCUUAUUUUGAUGUGGAGAUGAGCAUGAGAGAAGAUGUGUUUCAGAGGAUUGUUUAUUUGCAGCAAACAUGUGAUCUUGGACAUCUGAAGCCUGAAGCUAAGCGAUACUUAGAGAAGUCAGUUAAAAUGGGGAAAAGGAAUGGACUCCAUCUUCCCAAAGAAGUACAGAAUGAAAUAAAGACCAUGAAGAAAAAAUCGAGUGAGCUGUGUAUAGACUUCAACAAAAACCUCAAUGAGGAAAACACAUUUCUCAUGUUUUCUAAGGAUGAACUUCAAGCCCUUCCUGAUGACUUUAUUAAUAGUUUAGAGAAGACUGAAAAGAACAAGUAUAAAGUUACCUUAAAGUAUCCCCACUAUUUUUCUGUCAUGAAAAAGUGCUGCAUUCCAGAAACAAGACGAAAAAUGGAAACUGCCUUUAACACAAGAUGCAAGGAGGAAAAUACUAAAAUUCUUCAGCAGUUGCUUCCCUUAAGGGCAAAAGUAGCAGAGCUUCUUGGGUACAAUACUCAUGCCAACUUUAUACUGGAGGUGAACACUGCAAAGAGCACGGAUAAUGUAACAACCUUUUUAGAUGAUUUAAGUAAGAAGCUAAAACCACUGGGUGACGAGGAGAGAGAGUUUAUUCUGGACUUGAAGAAAAAGGAGUGUGAAGAAAGAGGCUUUGACUAUGAUGGAAGAAUCAAUGCAUGGGAUUUACAUUAUUAUAUGAACAAGACAGAAGAGCUUAAAUAUUCCAUAGAUCAAGAGAAGCUGAAGGAAUACUUUCCAGUUGAGGCUGUUACACAAGGCUUAUUGAACAUUUACCAGGAGCUGCUGGGACUUGUAUUUGAGCAGGAAGAAAAUGCUCAUGUUUGGCAUGAGAGUGUUACUCUUUAUACAGUAAAAGACGAUUCAACAAGAGAAGUUUUAGGUCAGUUCUACUUAGACCUCUAUCCCAGAGAAGGGAAGUAUGGGCAUGCAGCAUGCUUUGGUCUCCAGCCUGGCUGCCUACGCUCUGAUGGCAGCAGAAUGAUGUCUGUAGCUGCUCUGGUGACCAACUUCACAAAACCAACAUCAGAUCGCCCAUCAUUGCUGCAACAUGAUGAGGUGAAGACUUACUUCCAUGAGUUUGGUCACGUAAUGCACCAGAUAUGUGCGCAGACUGAUUUUGCUCGAUUUAGUGGAACUAAUGUGGAAACAGACUUUGUAGAAGUUCCUUCACAAAUGUUUGAGAACUGGGUAUGGGAAAAAGAACCUCUACAGCAAAUGUCAAAACAUUAUAAAGAUGGGAGCCUUGUUGGAGAUGCUCUUCUUGAGAAACUUGCUGCCUCUAGAAUGGCCAAUACAGGUCUUUUGACUCUUCGUCAGAUUGUUUUGAGCAAGGUUGACCAGUCCAUUCAUACCAAAUCAUCUGCUGACCCUGCAGAUGAAUAUGCCAAGUACUGCAUGGAGAUUCUGGGAAUUUCUGCAACCCCAGGAACAAACAUGCCGGCUACUUUUGGACAUUUGGCAGGUGGAUAUGAUGGCCAAUACUAUGGCUAUUUGUGGAGUGAAGUUUUUUCCAUGGAUAUUUUUUAUAGCUGCUUUAAACAAGAAGGAAUAAUGAAUCCAAAGGCUGGAAUGAAAUACAGAAACCUUAUCCUGAAACCUGGAGGAUCUUUGGAUGGGAUGGAUGUACUCCAAAAUUUCUUACAGCGUAAACCAAAUCAGAAAGCUUUCCUAUCGAGUAAGGGACUGAAUACUCAAUGAAGCAACAGAUCCUUUGCAAUGGUACAUCAGCAAGCUGGGCAACUUGAAAUCUCAGUGUAUUUCAUGCCUUUCUUAGACAAUGUAUCACACAAGGGAAAACCAGUCACUUUUAGAUUUCUUUUUUUUUUAAUAUUAUUGUAUAAAUUUGAUUCAAUCGCACAGGGCUACAAAACUUAACACAUUGGACCAACACAUUCUAAGAUACUGUGUUGAAAUUUGUAUAGUGAUUUUAUUUGUGAAUUGUUAUGAAAUGAUACAAAUUAAUCUAGAAAAAAUACUGACUUGUAUGUCUCUUGAAAGAGACAUGGUUGAAUUAUUCUUUGUGAAUUAAUUUUAAAAUGAGAAAAAAUACAUUCCCCAAAAUUAAAUAAUUGAUUCAUUUUUAUUCUACAGUUUCUUUUAUUGUACUGAUAGCUCACUAACAUCUGCUGUUUAAAUUAAACUCUUUCUAUGACUUGGGUUUUUCUUGCUUCCAGGCAGAAGAUCCAAGAUUGAGAGUUGGGAGAGGUCUUUUGCUCCUGAGAGUGUUAUUGGAUGAGAGAUUUGCAUUGAUGACACCUUCAUCUU
Molecule: messenger RNA, 2781 nt
Organism: Caretta caretta (loggerhead turtle)
Lineage: Eukaryota; Metazoa; Chordata; Testudines; Cheloniidae
Gene: NLN
Product: neurolysin
Biological process (GO): proteolysis; peptide metabolic process
Cellular component (GO): mitochondrial intermembrane space
Molecular function (GO): metalloendopeptidase activity
Source: RefSeq, a predicted model, not a curated record